Molecule: messenger RNA, 559 nt
Organism: Aspergillus heteromorphus CBS 117.55
Lineage: Eukaryota; Fungi; Ascomycota; Eurotiomycetes; Eurotiales; Aspergillaceae
Exons: 2
Coding region: 90-380 (96 amino acids)
Source: RefSeq, a predicted model, not a curated record
CACUGGUGCUGCUUUUCCUCCAGAGGAGCUUGACUGCCUUCUUUGUUCCUGCCUGCUCCUGCCUGCUCCUGCCUGCUCAGCCAGUCCUCAUGGCCCCAUCCACCCCAGACAAGAAUGCCUGGGACGUCCAGCCCAAGGACCCGAAACGCGCCCUCGCAGAAGACGCCUACGAUGACUGUCUCUCCUGCAGAGUGACUGGCUCCGCUGCAUUCAUCGGCCUUGGCGUGUACAGCUACUACUCCGGCAUGAAGAACCUGACGGCCCAGGAAAAAGCCAUCAUGCAGGGUGCGACCAAAUACAAGAUGGGAUCUCGGCGUCUGGGCAUUGCGACCAUCUCUGCAGCCCUGGUCGGCCUGGGUAUCUGGAGGGCUGUCAAUUGAUCCCCGCCCGCAGUGGGAUCGCCUGUACUCUACUUCUUCCAUGUAUCUACCUACUGCUUGCGUGUUCUCGACUUAGGGCGUUGGGGGUGAACGGAAUGCAUGCCGAAGCGUCGCUUCAACUGUUGAUAACUCAUAUACACACCAGACCAGUAUAUAAAAUAGCACCAUUAAUCUCACAG